CAUCCCUCUCUGUUGAGCGUCGAAGCUUUGAGUUGAGUUAUAGAUGUCUGCUGGAAUUUCUUCUCCCCUCAUCCAUUUUACUGUUUAAUCGAUGAGGAUGACAGAGUGCAGGUGCAGCCGCGACGUGUGUUAGAGCCAACAGGGACGGCUGCGUGGUGCACUAGGACCGGGGAGAGACUGCUCUCAUCGUGAGCGUUGCAACUACAGAGCGGAGCUGUGAAGGAAACCCCCAAUUGGAUCUGGCGAUUAUAUCCAUACAUUUCUCUUUUUUUUUUCUCCCCACAUCUCCACCGCGGCGCGGCUGAGUGAGGAUCGCACCACCGAGAGCGUUUGGGAUGGUCAAGCACCCACAGGAGAGGAUUAGUAACUGAGCGCGAUUUGCGUCAAAGUCAGCUGUCAGAUAUUUUGGAGGGAGGCUGUCAUUUGGCAGCUUCACCCAAACUCGUUUUGUCUUAUCAUGUUUCACGGGGUUCAGUAGUAGAGUCUUCUCCCUAACCCGGCAUCCCUUUUAUUUCCAGCGCGCAAAGUCACAUCUGCGAAGGAGAGAGCUUGGCGCACUUCUUGCCCACAGGACAGAAACAAAAUCUACAUCCUUGUGUUUGGAAUUAAUCAGGACGAUUGGCUGAAUGGGUGACCUCGCUGAAACACAGAACAUCCCCAGCUUGCACCCACUGUGUGGAAAGGUUUUCCUCUCUAUUGACCAGGAGUUGUGAUGUCCAAAGCCUUCCCUACUGACUGACCCACGGCGUCGUACGAUUUUGGAAUCGAGUUGUAGGAACUCAAUCAUGGAGAAGCCCUCUGCAGUGCAGUCUCGUACAGCGGGCCGCCGGGCUCACUGAAGCUCACUCAGGAGAGGAUUUAGAUAAAGGUGUAAGCGAAGCGGCAGCUUUCCCUGAAGGCAGUCUACCAGCUGUGAGGACAGGGGAGGAAGAUGAGACCUCCCAGCCCUCUCCUGAUCCUGCUGUACUUCACCCUAUCCAAGAGUGUUAAGGUGGUCUCAAAAAGGGGCUCAGUGGACGGCUGCACAGACUGGUCAGUGGACUACCUAAAGUACCGGGUGCUACAGGGUGAGCCAGUGCGGCUUAAGUGUGCUUUGUUCUAUGGUUACAUCCGGGCCAACUACAGCCAGGCACAGAGUGUGGGCCUCAGCCUCAUGUGGUACCGCAGCUCUGGCCUUGGCCACAGCGACUUUGAAGAACCAAUUUCUUUUGACGGUGUGCGCAUGAGCAAGGAAGAAGACGCCAUUUGGUUUAGACCUGCUGACCUUCAGGACGUGGGCCUCUACUCCUGUGUGUUACGAAACUCUACGUACUGCAUGAAGGUGUCCAUGUCUCUGACCGUGGCUGAAAACGACACAAACCUUUGUUACAACUCCAACAUGAGAAGAACUGAGAAGGCUGAGCUCAGUAAGAGUAAAGAUAUCCUCUGCCCUGACAUAGAUGACUACGUUGAACCUGGAAAAGAUCCCGACAUCACGUGGUACAAGGAGUGUCAUCCCAAGCAGUGGCGGGCCAGCAUUAUCCAAAAGAGAGACAUUUUGUCCAUCCAAGAAGUGAAAGAAGAUGACAUUGGGAAUUAUACCUGCGCAGUUCAGUUUGGUGGCUUUGUUGUCAGGAGGACGACUGAACUCACUGUUACUGCUCCUUUGACCGACAAGCCGCCAAAGAUCCUGUUUCCCACGGAAAACAAGAUUAGCAACAUGGAGCUGCAGCUAGGAAGUGCUUUGAACAUCACUUGCCGAGCAUUUUUUGGCUACAGUGGCGACGUCAGCCCGCUCAUCUACUGGAUGAAGGGGGAGAAGUUCAUAGAAGACCUGGAUGAAGAGAGAGUCCAGGAGAGCGACAUCAAGGUUGUCAAGGAGCAUCUUGGUGAACAAGAAGUAGCGAUUUCCUUGACGAUUGACUCUCUGGAGGAAGAGGACUUGGGAAAUUAUUCCUGUUAUGUGGAAAAUGGUAACGGCCGUCACCAAGCCACCAUCCAGCUUUUCAGGCGGGCAGAGCUCAUGUACACCGUGGAGCUGGCAGGAGGGCUGGGAGCGAUCCUGCUGCUUCUCAUCUUUCUCAUCUCCCUCUACAAAUGCUACAAGAUUGAACUCAUGCUUUUCUAUAGGAGGCACUUUGGCAGCGAGGACGUGGAUGGAGAGAACAAAGACUAUGAUGCAUAUUUGUCCUACACCAAAGUGGAUCCUGACCAGUGGAGUCAGGAGACCAGGGAAGAGGAGCGAUUUGCCCUGGAGAUCCUCCCUGAUGUCCUAGAGAAACAUUAUGGCUACAAACUUUUCAUCCCAGAUCGAGACCUCAUUCCAACAGGAAGUCUCACCAAUGAGCAUUUCCAGGAUGACACACGACUCUUCGGAGCCUACAUAGAGGAUGUGGCACGCUGUGUAGACCAGAGCAAGCGCCUCAUUAUAGUCAUGACACCCAAUUACGUAGUACGCCGAGGUUGGAGCAUCUUUGAGCUGGAGACACGGCUGCGUAACAUGCUGGUGACUGGUGAGAUCAAAGUCAUCCUGAUCGAGUGUGCUGAGUUGCGUGGCAUCAUGAACUACCAGGAAGUGGAAGCUCUCAAACACACCAUCAAAACCCUCACCGUCAUCAAGUGGCGCGGCCCCAAAAGCAACAAGCUCACCUCCAAGUUCUGGAAGCAGCUGCAGUACGAGAUGCCGUUCAGGCGCACGGAGCCCAUGCUCACCCAUGAGCCGGCGCUGGACGUCAGCGAGCAGGGCCCUUUCGGUGAGCUGCAGACCGUCUCCGCCAUCUCAAUGGCAGCAGCCACCUCCACCGCCAUGGCCACCGCCCACCCAGAGCUACGCUCCUCGUUCCACAACACCUACCACACCACCAUGAGGCAGAAACACUACUACCGCAGCUACGAGUAUGACAUACCCCCAGGCGGGACUCUGCCACCUCUCUCCUCUCUGGGGAAUCAGCACACCUACUGCAACAUCCCACUGACACUGCUGAACGGUCAGAGGCCUCCCGGAAAGAGCCGAGAGCACAGCCUGGAGGAGGCUCACGCUAACAAUGCCAUGCUCCCUCUGCUGCCAAGAGAAACCAGCAUCUCCAGCGUCAUCUGGUAGUGAUGAGCAGCCUUGUGUCAACUUUAGGAUGAUCAAUGAGCCUCAGACAUGACUAGGCUCCGUCUGGUAGUUCUUAGGAACACAGGUAGAGGUCGUGGUUAUGGCGAAAAGUGUUUUAAAUCCAUUCGGCUUCAGCCGUUGAUAACUGACAGCAAGUGACGGAGGUGCAGGAGGAUGGUGGACACAGUUUACCUUGUUUUUCAAAUGCACUCUAUCUCUUUUACAGAGGAUGUUUUCUAUAUGGAAGUAAGUGGGACGUAACAAAGGCACUGUUUUAUCGACUAACGAGAAAUGGACUCGCAGGACCUCCACAUCAACAAAUUAACACUCUAUGGCAAUUGUGCACACACAUGCAUUCACAUUCAGAUAAAAUUGUGCAUACAUACAAACAAAAGGAAAACAGGGUCUGUACAUAUAUUUCAAUUUAUUUGUAGCAUCAGUGUUUUCCUGUUUUUGUUUUUUUUGUCCAUUUUAUUCAAUCAUGUCUGUUGCCUUCUCAACUGUAGGACUUUGCUUUAACUUGUUAUACAGGGAUGUAUAUUUUGCAUUCUUUUCCCUUUUCAGUUUUUUCUUUUUUUUUCCUUUGUUCUUACUUUAAUAUGCUUGAUUGGAAAGCCAGUAUGUCACGUACCUGCGCUGUUGUAUUGUUUUGUUUGUUUUAAAAUCUUUGUGUAGUUUAAGAGAACAUUUUUUAAAAACCUUUUGGAACAGCCUGGACAUUGCAGGAGCUGUGAAGAGCUGAAACUUGUUUUUGUUUACCUGUAUAAGGUGUAUCUAGUUUAAAAGGAAACUCUUUUGAAAAAAAAAAAAAAAAAACAUAGAAUAUGCAAAAAGAAGGAGAAGAUAUACCACUCUGAGGGGCCGAGACAGAGGAGGGAUUGGGGAGCAGUGCUAGCCCCCUCCAAUCAGACAGACCGACAGACUGGCAGAUCUCUCUCUAAAGCUUCAUUUUUUUCUAUUGAAACAAACAGCCUUGCUGUUUUAGAGUGAUAGUGAAAUGCCUCACCUUAAAAAGAAAUCUGUAGAUUAUUUUAAAAAGAAAUCUAUUUUUGUAACAGAAAAGAGUUUGCUUGAGAGAUCAUACUUAUUUGCAUUUCAUCUUCCAUAGAAAGAGGAUUUGUGUAUAAGUGUUUUGCUGGUUUUGUACACUUGCAACACGGUUCCAGGUUUGUUAAGAGAUUAAGGUGGUUUUUGAAUCCCACGCGACACAACACGUCCUCUACUGGUUACUGAUUCAAAAAUGAGAAACAUUUUUAAUGUUUUAAUUUUUAAAGCAUAAUAUUAUUCACAUGCUGAUAAUUCAUUUGGUUCGUAUGGACAGUUCAUGUUUAAGGAAAGAAAAGAAAACAUUUGUGUUUUGAAAGACUUUUUAAAUAUAUUUGAAGGUGUGAUUUUUGAGUAUGCAUAGCAAAUAGAUAUGUAUUCUAUAUAUAAUAUAGAUAUUUAUAUAAAUAUAUAAACACAAUUUUCACUUGGAAAGAAAUGUCUAUCUUUAUAGAAACACAAUCAUUAUCAGUUGCCCUUACUUUCUCACUGCACAUUAAAAAGCAUUGAUUUCC
Molecule: messenger RNA, 4638 nt
Organism: Melanotaenia boesemani (Boeseman's rainbowfish)
Lineage: Eukaryota; Metazoa; Chordata; Actinopteri; Atheriniformes; Melanotaeniidae
Gene: il1rapl1a
Product: interleukin 1 receptor accessory protein-like 1a
Exons: 13
Coding region: 932-3079 (715 amino acids)
Biological process (GO): signal transduction; negative regulation of exocytosis
Source: RefSeq, a predicted model, not a curated record